AUGAGAGUUUCAUACAAUUCUUCUUCUGCAUAUUCUUUAAAUUAUGACGAGAAACGGGAAAGGAGAGAACAGCAACAAUUACAUGAUGAAACUAAUUUUGCUGAAUGGCUUCCUGGACAUGUUCAAUCGGAGGGAGGACUUUUUCUGCUCGAUCGCCGUGCUCUCUCUGAAGGAGAAGUUUUAUUAUUUCGAACAAAAAAGAGUAGACAUCGAGCAAUCCCUGUAAUGAGUUCACAAAAACAACAAAAUUUUGCAAAUUCACAAGAAAAAAUUAUAUCAACAACUUCGAGGUUUUCAGAUGCUUUAACUUUUAAAGAUUGGUUGAGGAGAGUGUAUCAUAAUGGAGAUAAAGCUUUAAAAAUAUCAGUAAGAACAACAGAAGUAGUUAGACCAGUUCUUCAACACUUAUAUGCAGCAACUCGAGGUCCUAAUCGUUUUAAUGCCCCAAUAAUUGUCCAUGCGAAUACUUUUCAAGGCGCAGGAAUGGGUUCAGAGGUAUUAAAUUUUUUAAAGGCACUAGCUGAAGACUGA
Molecule: messenger RNA, 531 nt
Organism: Meloidogyne enterolobii
Lineage: Eukaryota; Metazoa; Nematoda; Chromadorea; Rhabditida; Meloidogynidae
Source: the annotation of a GenBank genome assembly